This is a messenger RNA of Camellia sinensis, 777 nucleotides long. NCBI's taxonomy places the organism in Eukaryota, Viridiplantae, Streptophyta, Magnoliopsida, Ericales, Theaceae. The record is from RefSeq and is a predicted model, not a curated record.
AUGGUUGGAGACUCAUCAUUAUCAUCCUCAUUUGUUGCUGGAACUCCAGAAUCCACCACCACCACCACUUCCUGGCCAUGGCCCUCCUGCACCACCACCAAAACCCUCUCUUUCCGAGCCACCACCACCGCCACCACCUACGCCACGGCCCACGGCGGAGACAUCUUCAAAACCAUAAACUCCGCCUACGCCGGCAUAACCGACUCCGGCAGCCGGAGGAUUGAUGAAUCCUCCACCACCGCCGCCGCCGGAGGAGGAGGGGAGUCGAUAGAGGCGGUGAUAAAUGGGCUUCGGUCGGCGGAGAGGUUGUUUUUCUCUCCGGGAGAGACUAGUUCUUCGAUAAUGGAAGAAGCAAAGAGUGAUGGGUUUAUCUUCAAAGAGAGCGUGGUGAUGGCUAUGGAAUCGAUAAACCCUUACGCCGACUUCAAGCGGUCCAUGGCGGAGAUGGUGGUGGCUCAUGGGUUGAUGAACAAAGACUGGGACUCUCUUGAAGAGCUCUUGAGUUGGUAUUUCAGAGUCAAUGAUGAAUCCAAUCAUGGGUAUAUUGUUGGUGCUUUUGUUGAUUUAUUAGUUGAUCUUGCUUUUGCUUCUUCUUCUUCAUCAUCAUCAUCAUCAUCAACGAGUACUACUACUAGUGUUCUCUCUCCUAUUUCACCAUUGUCAUUUUCUUGUUCGAGUUCUACUAUUAGUCCUUGUUUGUCUUUGUUAGAAGAAGCUGAGGAUGAGAUUGAGAAAAGAGAGGAUAAUGGUUCGUCUUCUUCUUCAUCAUCUUCUUGA